Messenger RNA from Pseudomyrmex gracilis, 3747 nucleotides. RefSeq lists its product as uncharacterized. The transcript has 4 exons. The coding region runs from base 232 to 2127 and encodes 631 amino acids. NCBI's taxonomy places the organism in Eukaryota, Metazoa, Arthropoda, Insecta, Hymenoptera, Formicidae. The record is from RefSeq and is a predicted model, not a curated record.
AUGAGAUCGGAUUAGAGUCAGUUGUACGUAAUAACGACCGAGUGCGAAACACAGCAGAUGGUACUGUUCGCGAUGCGAAGAAAACAACGACUAUUCCAUUCGGAAUUGUAGUAUAGUCGACACACUCUCUUUUACACUGACAAGAGAAAACGACAAUCGAUCCAAUUACGUUCCACGUUUUAGCGGAACGCUACAUUCGGUAUAUCACGGAAUUUGCGUGCUAUCAAAAAUAUGGCGGAGGGAACGAUGCCGACGGAUGUGAGAUCCAAGAUGCAGAACUUGAUCCGAGAGUUUGAAAUGCACGCGAGUCUUGCGUCAAUCAAGGGCGAAAGUACGUUUUUGAAGUCGUCGACUUCGAGCGGCAGCAACGUCAAGAAGAAAAUCGAGAUCUUUAACUUGUUGAGCGCACAAUCAUCUAUGAAAGAUGUUAAGAUGCAACCAGAAAAGAGCUUUUCGAGUCCCGCAGUAUGUGGCAAGCCCAGCAGCAAUCCAUGUGGUUGGGACAAAUCCGAGGUAUCUUCUUCUUUACCUUCUGUCUUCAAGAAAACGCACGACUUUGAAAAUGUCAGUCAUUAUCGCUCGAAGAACAACGAGAAAACGGAUCUGAAAAGAUGGUGGGGAAUCACGAACAUGUACAAUUCUCUGAACAAGCUGACGAGAGCUUCGUCGAGGUUUCUAAAGAGACGUGAUAAAACUACCAAGACGAAAGACAAAGUUUCCGGCAAUUCCUUGGAAAACGAUGACAGCGAUGAUACAUGGAAGAGUGAGGCGAUUGACAUAUUAUUAUUGAAUCGCUCGCGAGUAUCGUGCAAUUCCACUAAUAGCAGCUACACCAAUUUAGAGAUCGAUAUAUUUGACUUUGAGAACGAAGAACGACGGCCCGACGGUUUCUCGAGUUAUUUCAAGUCAUCGCGCGACAACACAUUUAACGAACGUGACUUCGACAGCUUGCUGAACUCAUCUGCUUAUAGUGAAGCCAUCAAGGAAGAUUCAAAGAUUGAAACAUCGCCGGAGCCGAUGACUACUUCGCCAAUCGAACGAAAGCUUUCGACGAAAGAUGACGAAGAUACAUUCUGGACGCCAACGCGAGACACGAAGUUAUCGCAACGAAAAUCAAUCGGGAAGCUGCUUUCGAUGGUUGGCAGCAAAUUGAAAACUAUCGGAACAAAGUCACCGAAGAAAGAAGAGCGGCAAUGUACGUAUUCCGAUUCGGGAUGCGAACAGUCCUUGUCUCGGACCGAUUUGAACUGUUCGUCUUUAUCGCAAAAGUCGCGCUCGUUCGCCGAUCUCAAUUCCGUGGACAAGGAACCGUUGGCACUUUCGACGCCGACCUUCACAACUUUCGGUCACGCCUAUAGGCAUCACGCCAGCAGGAAGUUGGACGAACAUCCUGGAACGACGUUCGCCGAAGUAUCCUGCGAGGAAGUUUCUCACCGGCAAUUUGAAACUUCCCGUUCUGAGUUUCUGGAUGAUCACACGCCGAAGCGAUCAACUUCCAUCGAAAAACGCAAAGUGCACUUUACGAGCAAUGCUGUUUCGAUACCCGGAACUGGAGAAAACCAUCAUUACCGCAUCGACUUACCGCAGAAGUUCUCCGAUGAACAUCCGUCGUUUCCUCCGAAUCCUCCGUCGGAGGAUGUGUCUCGAUUACGAAAAAGAAGAAUCUCCAAACAGUUCGUUGCGUUCGAAGAAAACGAUCAAACGGGAGACGAAGCGUUGUCAACGGAGGAAGAAGACGACGUAGAAGCAUCGCUCGAUUGUGAGUCAUCAGUAUCGCCUGUACUUUCGCCUCCUCCACUUGCGACGUUUGACAUUUUGAAGAGCGAGAUGCACAGAAGGACUUCGUCACCGAAGAGCAAAGAUUUCCAGAUAGAAGACUCAACAAACGAGUAUAAAAAUGAAACAAUUCAGAAAAUCUUAUCAUUUCUUCAUCGGAAAAUAUCGCCUGGGGAUGCAUCCGAUAAGAUAUUCAGACUGGAUCCCUCGUUCUCCGCUUUUGCUAACUUGUAUCAACAGAGCGAACCUCACCGUUACGCCACCGUGAAUCCGAACAACUUAAAUUUCUUCAUGUCUUCGAAGAAAUUGCAAGAAAUGGCAACGAAUUGUAACGAAAUGAAAAGUUACUAAAAGCAUAAAAAAAAGCAAAACUUAACUAGGACAAAUAGGUCUUUUUUUAAACAAAGUUUGAGAGAUUUUUAUUAAAGAGAAACGUAAUGCGACGAUAUAACUUAUGUAUAAGUGUAUUUUUGCAAAUUUUAUCGAAAAAAAAACAUAAUCACUUUACUUCACUGCAAGUUUAUUGUAAAUAUUGCGCGCGGAUUUUACAAAUGGCGUCACACGCGAUAUGGUUUGAGUUUUUUUGAAAACGUUACAUUAGGAUUUUAGAAUUUUAUUUAAGGUUUUGUUUUUCUUUUUUUUUUUUUUUUGUACAAAGGUCAUCAAUGUCUCCACAUUUACUAGAUCUAGAGUUACUUCAUAUUUUCAAUCAAAUAUUUCAUAUUAGAAGUGCGUGUUGUUUUUUUAUUGCGUAGAAUUAUUGAAAUACUCGUAAUUAGAAUGAUGCACGAGUCAUGUUGCGUAAAAAAUUCUACAUAUAACGCGUCUAAUUCAAAAUAUCGAGUGUUUCCAGAUCCAGCAAAAAUACAAAGACAUUGAUGCCGGCCUCUGUAUACUAUAAAAAAAAAAAAAAAAAAAAUUUAUCUGACAUUCGCGAACACUUCCUGCCAUUUGUCUCUUUCUCGAUAAAAUUUGUACCUUUCAAGUCUAUGAUCGCAAUAUCGCAAGGAAUUUCGUUCAUUUCUCACGAAAUGAUACACGAAGAUUCGUUUGAAAAGAUUUUUUUUUUUACUAAUAUAUUACGCAAAAGAAAUAGAAAGCGAUAUUAUGAUUUAUCUCCCGUGACGAAGAUACGAUCCUCGAGUCCCUCAUAUUUCUCGCGGAAAUAUCAAAGGAGAUCUCGAGUGGCAUCGAGCGGAUUGCCAUUUACACAACAAUAGCAAUUUUUGACACACAGAAACCCGUUCGACAUAGAACAACGUGUAUUAUAAGUGUUGUAUAUCGUUUAUGUAAGAGACAAGUGACAUUCUGACUACAUUAUUGCAUACGUAUGAUUGUGCAAGUGAUAACGCGAACAGACUUAGAUGUAUAAAUUGUAUAAAUAGAUAAGAAUUUUUUUUGAACACUUCUGGAGAAUCUUUGUAUUCGAAUUACGACGUCAGAAGCGAGAAAUCGCGCGAAUGUUCGUCUCGCGGCUUACAUUGAAAUAAAUUGGUUCUUUCACGCGUCACCAUCGAUAUUUGAAAGCUCACAGUGGCGAGGUCCGUCGAAAAAUUCCUUUUCGAUUCAGGCUACUAAAUAUUUAUAAAUCUCGGAUCAAUUGUCAUAAGGUUUAUUGUCGCUGAAAACUUACAACGUCAAACGUAGAUUGAAUUAUAUACGCAUUUAUCGCUGCCGGAAAACGAGAAAAAGAAGAAUUCGGCGAAUGUUUUUCAAUGUAAGCUUUCGAACGUUCAUGGUGGCAUGUGAAAAAAAAAAACCCGUUUCAUUUCUCGAUGUAAGUUGCAAGACGAAAAUUGAUACAACCUCUCGCUUCUGACGUCACAAUUCGAACACAUCUACAGAAGCACCUAGAAGCCUUGAGAGAUAUCCUGCUUUUUCCAUUUCCCGUUUCCUCAACACAGUUAUGUAUUAUUUUUAGUAAAUAAAAAUUUUGUAUAUUAUCACACUCUUUAUGUUAUAAAAAAAUCA